AUGGACAACAACAACAACAACAAAGCGGGCCAAAUGAAGGUCACCUUUUUUGACAUUGGCCAGGCAUUUGUACGCGGACACAUCGAUGCCAAUGACAUCAAGGACUUGGGGAAAGUGAUGGUGGAGAAAGGCCAGCAAGGUUUCAAAUCGCUAAAAACGGUUGAGAACCUCCGCUCUAUCAAGGACUCUCUUGCAACUACCUUUGCAUUGGAGCAGACUCUCUCUCCGAAGAGCGCAACACCAAAGAGCUCCCGAACGGCCAAGAGUGCCAGGUCUCAUCGUGCCGGCAUUGCCUCGGCCCGAAACGGGGUGAUGGGACAGCUCAUAGGCCCCGAUGGCAACCUUGCCAUGGAGAAGCUUUUAGGCGACAAGGAGGACAAGUUUAACUUGGGCGACCUUCCUGAGGGACGCAGAGAUCGGAAGCGCUAUAACACCAGAAAGGAUCCCUGGGUAGGUGAAGUGAUGGACUUGCUUGCGGAGGAGGUCUUUCUGAGGAACGUGGAGCAGCCAUGGUACCUCGCGCCAUGUUAUGAACAAGCGGCCUGUCAGCGAGUCUGCUUCCCGGCACAGUUUGCGACCCGCCACAAGCGCGAGAAGCAUGGUGGCAACGAAGAAGGCGGUCAUUCUCAUCACAAGGGCCAGGGCCAAGACAGCAUGGAGGACCGAGUGAGCAGCACUUUGGCCUGCCUGACUUCACACAGGCCGGUUACUCUCUUGACAACACAGACGAGCUUGGCUGGCCGGACAUCCUCGUUCCCAACAGGCUUGGCCUCGUGCAAGCUAUUCAUCGAAAGACAUCCAUUCAGAGGUUAUGCCUUAUCAAGCCAAAGCAUGAGCUGCCUCCCAACACUGGCCCAAAGGAGGUGCGCUCUUUGGUGCGCUUGCUGCAGAAGUGCGACCACGCCAACGUUCUUUAUCUCCAUGAGGCCCUGGAGGAUCAGUCGCACCUGUAUUUCAUGUACGAGCAAUACUCCUGCGUGA
Molecule: messenger RNA, 981 nt
Organism: Effrenium voratum
Lineage: Eukaryota; Dinophyceae; Suessiales; Symbiodiniaceae
Source: the annotation of a GenBank genome assembly